UCUUCGGUCGCGUGCACCUCUCAGCAUGCGGUUUGUUCGGUGCGUUCGGCGAAUGCGCGGCGAGAUGAACACGCUGUAGUAGUCAAACUCACUCUCCGCGUCACACUCACUUCGGUUCUGACUUGCGUAUCGUCACGUUAUCGCGUUAUCGUGUAAUCGCGUCCAGUUUGUCUGCCGUCAUCGUUGUGAGUAAACGCGCGCGCUUGCAAUCGUGAUCCGCGAGUUUGCGUAUAAAUAAAAUAAUUAAUUAAUAAAACAAAACUGAUCAAUAAUCCUAUUAUUGUAAAGUGAUCUCAGACACAAUGAAGAACAAAUAAAUAUAAAGUGUAGUUUGGUGUAUUUGUAAAGUUAUAUUGUUAAAAUUGGGAUUGCACUUGCACUUGAAGAAUAUUAAUCAAUUUAUCAGCGACCAUGCCACAACCGGAAUGUCAGAAUUGUUUCGCUCGAGCUAUUUACGACAACGUGGCCGAAUCUAAGGAUGAGCUGCCAUUCCGCAAAGGUGACGUGCUCACCGUACUUGAGCAAAACACCGCCAACAUGGAGGGAUGGUGGCUGUGCUCGAUGCGCGGCCGACAGGGCAUUUGUCCCGGUAAUCGCCUCCGACUGAUCCCGGGCUAUUACGAGGACAACUCCAGCCGGGGCCCAUCGCCACAGAUGCAAUUCAGUGAUAUGCGCGGCAUACACGCCGUGAACAACAUACGCAACGAGAUGAACAGCAUGCAUCUGCACCGCGAAGGAAAACGACGAAGUUGGCCUGCACAGCCUAAUAAGGUAAUAACACCCCGGCGAUACAAUGAUGUCUAUUUGUACGACAUGCCUCCAAGUCGAUGCUCCCCGAUUCCGGUGCCCAGUGUGAGCCCAUCCUGCCACAGCCAGAGCUCGGACUACGACGUGCCCCCGAAGGCGGUGCCGGUGUUCGGUGGCUAUCGCGGCUCACCGGCGUUAUCGUGCAUUUCGCCGGUCAGCAAGGACGGCUCACAGGACAGUUACGACGUGCCGCGCCCGCUGCUGCACUCACAGAACAUGCUCACGCCCUCCAGCUCGGCGAGUUCGCUCUCCCUCACCGGCGAGUCAUUCAGUUCAUCAAAUCGCAGUAGUCUUAUAAACAUGCCUGACUAUGAUGUGCCGCGCCCGCACCCCAAAGGUCCUCAGCUUGUUUUGCAGCACCAGCAGGCCGUCUACGACGUGCCACCCCCUUCGCACGCUGUCAUCAAAGAAUUACCGCUUGAAAUUGGUUCAGCGCUUGACGCUCUUGAGCGUUUACAGACCGAAACUACCGGUGCGAUCUCACGACUUCUUAGCUUUGUCACCGCCGACUGGCGAACAUGUGAAAAGCUCGAAGGAAACAUCCUCGAAAUCAAACUGGUCGUGAUCAGACUGAAGACAUCCUUGCAUGACUUUAAAGAAUUUUGCGAGGGGGCGCUUGGAAAUGCAACACGCGCUACCGAUAAAAACCUAGCUAGUAAACUGGUGACACUUGUAAUGGCGCUACGCACAGCUGAUAAACUUAUUCACGAUGCCGCUGAAAGGCUUGACCACCAAGGCUGGGAUGUGCGAACACUAGCACGUCCCGGUGAUGAUGACAAAUAUAAACCCGAUGAGUUGGAGCAAAUUAUCGCAUGUACACGUUCGCUAACUGAAGACAUUCGACAAGCUGCUUCGUUCAUCCAGGGAAAUAGUACGUUACUUUUCAAAAAAGACUCUGCCACCGCAUCGCAACCUGCUCAAACAAACGAGCGUCUCGAUGAUUAUGACUACGUUAACUUAGAGUCCAAAGAGGCCUACGCCAAGGCUAAUUCAGAGAUUCGUGACGAGAUGCCGAAGGAUUUACGCAAAAAUUACGACUGUAUGAUCAAGAACGUCGAAGAGACCGUUCUGAAAGACAUCAAUCCUGAUGACAAACAUAUUUUAACAUUCUACGCACACCAGACCACUGAGCAUCAUGGGAAUCUUACACAAGCGAUUGAUGCAUUCUUUCAAACGCUAGAGCAUAACCAACCGCCGAAGAUUUUCCUUGCUCAUGGGAAAUUCAUUGUCCUCAGCGCGCAUAAACUGGUACACAUAGGCGAUGCCGUCGGACGAUCCGUCUCCAACGCCGAGAUUAAAACUCGUGCAUCAAGCUGUGCGAAUAAUCUCUCCGCGGCGUUAGCGACAAAUGUUGCCAAGACAAAACAAGCAGCUUUGCAGUUUCCCAGCGUGACUGCUGUGCAGGAAAUGGUUGAUUCGGUGGUAGAUAUUUCCUACGUGGCAAAGGAGCUGAAACAGUGCUUGGUGCAAGCAGCUCAGCCGUAGAAAGUGAAAAUUUGCUGAUUUUUGGGAAAUUAUUGGUUGUGAAUAUAUCUAACGCUCAAAUUUUUGGGUUCGGAGGGAACCUGGAUGUUGAUUCUGUUGAUUAUGCACGUCUGAUAGCGAGCAUAGAACUUUUGAUACCGUUCUCCAUCCUCUUGAAUUCAUGGCAAUUGCGCCUUCGUUCCUUACAUUUUGUAUGUUUUAUAUUGAGGCAGCUAGACUUAGCCCCCGCCCCUAUGGCAAACAGCUGGAUGUGUUUUUAGAUGUCUAACAUACAUGCAAUUGUAUCACUAAUUAUGUGAAAUUAUAUUGAAUUUAUAUACAUGCGUACGAAAAUAUAUAUGAACAUUAAUAUUUAUUAUUUUAUGAAUCGAUUGUAGCGUCGGUUUGUUUUAUUUGUACAUAGAUAGAUUUUUAUUGUAAUAGAAUGUAAUGCAAAGUAUUAUAAUACGUUCUGCAAAAUAUAUCUUCCAACUUA
This is a messenger RNA of Dalotia coriaria, 2767 nucleotides long. It is a transcript of the gene p130CAS, whose product is annotated as Serine_rich_CAS and FAT-like_CAS_C domain-containing protein p130CAS. The record is from RefSeq and is a predicted model, not a curated record. Gene Ontology annotation, molecular function: protein binding. Gene Ontology annotation, biological process: cell surface receptor protein tyrosine kinase signaling pathway; cell migration. Gene Ontology annotation, cellular component: plasma membrane; cytoplasm. Lineage: Eukaryota; Metazoa; Arthropoda; Insecta; Coleoptera; Staphylinidae. Bases 412 to 2292 code for a protein of 626 amino acids. The transcript has 4 exons.